GUCUGUUCGCUUCAAUCCGGUUGCCGCCGCUCGGGCGAUCGGUCGUCACUCGUCGUUCGUGCGGAUGGUAGUUUUGUGAUUACGGAUUAGUCGACCUUACCAUGUCGGAGGAUAUUCUGGAAGUCAUCGAUAGUCGGCUUAUGAAACCAUAUAAGUACCCGAGAAUCGUGUACAAAGGGUAUCUGUUUCAUUACCACAAGUCAUGCAACCAUCACAUCCGAUGGAAAUGUAACCGCGUUUAUUCCAUGAACUGCCAGGCCGUUCUUCGAACGUCAUUAGAUGUGGAAAGACCAAAACUCAUUCAAUUCGAUCACGAACAUCAACACGAGGACGACACUGACUCAAUUUUUGAAUUGAAAAUGAAAAUAAUGGCACACCGUAAUACGUCCAAGUUCCAGAAUAAUACCAUGUUUAAAUCGAAGAAUGGUCUUAUUGAACUUAAAAUUGCUGUAGAGGAUAUACCUGCGAACUUUAAAAUGCUUAAACCGAAGAAUGGUUAUGCUGACAUUAAUGUUGAUGAAGAAGAUAAACCUAAUAAACUUGUUACAUUUUGUGCUUCUUAUGAUCAACAUUUUUUUGUUCAGCCACUUGAUCCUGAUUACGAACAUAGAUACACAGGUGAACGUGAACAAAUAAUCAAAAAUAAAAACAUAAAUAAAAGUGUCGAUAUUGAAAGUCCAAAAAUUAGAAUUACAAGAAAUACAAGUAAACAAAAAAAAGAUUCUGGUCCUGAUUACGAACAUACAUACACAGGUGAACAUGAACAAAUAAUCAAAAAUAAAAACAUAAAUAAAAGUGUCGAUAUUGAAAGUCCAAAAAUUAGAAUUACAAGAAAUACAAGUAAACAAAAAAAAGAUUCUGGUCCUGAUUACGAACAUAGAUACACAGGUGAACAUGAACAAAUAAUCAAAAAUAAAAACAUAAAUAAAAGUGUCGAUAUUGAAAGUCCAAAAAUUAGAAUUACAAGAAAUACAAGUAAACAAAAAAAAAUUGACAUGAAUAAUUUGGAAAAUGACAUAACAGAGAAUAGUAUAAGGUGUUCUUCUUUCAAUGACAAGAUCAAAAAGUUUAACAAAGGUCAUGAGAAAAAAUUGCGAAAAAAACAAAACUUGAUUGUCAGUAAGAAGAAGAAAAAUCAUGAACAAAUGAAUGAAUGUACUUUGCUUACAAAGACAGAUACAGAAAAAAAUGCUUCGAAUACUAACACAGACAAAAAAAUAAAUAAUAAGACUAUUAAUACAAGCGAUGAAAAAAAAUCUUUGAUUUGUAUUAUAAACAAAAAUAAUAAUACUUUGACUUGUAGUAAUACAUAUGAAGAAAUAAAUCUAUCAACUAGUAUUACUCAUAAAAAAACAAAUACAUUGACUACUAAUAUUUUGACUAGCAAUGAACAUAACAAAAUAAAUAUGUUAACUACUAAUAAUAAAACAAGCAAAGAAAAAAAUGCAUUUCUUAGUAAUAAAAACAAGGAUGAAAGUACUUUCACUGGUACUAAUACACCUACAAUUGUAACAUCUAAAAUUAAUAUUACACCUUCAAUUAAAAGCUGUAUGAACAAGCGUAUUGGUGUUGAGGAUGAUAUUAGAAAUAUUGACAACGAUAGCGAUCAAAAUCAUACAGACCAUCGUGAUGGAGAGCCUAAUUAUGUUAAUUCGGUGAAAGAUAAUACGAUAUCUAUUUAUUGUAAAGAAAAUUGGCCUACAAUUUUAGACAAAUUGAGUGAUCCUUUGAAAGGAAUUAAGGUGUUUGAAAGUAUUUUAUUUAACAAAGCGUGUACACUAAUGAUGCGUCAAUCUACUAAAAAUAAAUUACAUAUUGAUAAAAUAAAAGGCCUUAACGUUAAUUGGAAAUUGAAGUUUGAAUGCUUGGCAUUUAAAAUGAAAAAAAUUAUAGAAAGUACAAAAUGUUAUACAAAUACAAGACAUACCGGUAUUCAAAAUCAAAAUAAAAUGGAUAUAACAUUAUCUAUAAAUAUUGGAGUUGGAGAGAAAGAAAACAAUUCGGGCGUAAACAAAAUAGAUAUUAAGACAACUAAACACAAAGAAAUCCAAACAAAUAUACCUUCUACACCGGUGAUAGCAGAUUUGAUUAAGAAUAUUCCACUAAGUACAACAGUUUCAAUAUUAAGCCCGAAAUCGGUGAAAAUUAACAAAAGAAAUUUAACCGAAUCUGACCCAUGUAUUACAAGAACUAAAGCUAAAAUAAAAAAAACUCAACAUUCUUCUAUUCCAAAUUUUGAUCAUAUGAAUGUACAUAUUCCUCCAGAUACAACAGCUUUAAGAAUAAGUCCAAAAUCAUUUUAUACUAAACAAAACAAUUUAACUCAAUUUGACUCUGGUAUUAAGAUGACCCAAUCUAAAACGAUUGAGUCUAAUGAACAGUCUACUUUAGUGUCUACGAAUGUAUGUCGAAAUCCACAAAAUUCAACUCAAUAUGACCAAGAAAUUGAAAUAUCUGUAAACUAUCCACAGGCUAUAACAACUUCAGGAUUAUGCAAUUAUUCGUUAAGUAAUCAAAAAACAAUUUCGACACAACAUAACACAGAUAUCAAGAAAACUAAAUCAAAAAUAAUGGAGUCUACUCCUGCGUACAUUGAUUUAACUGUAAACAGCCCACCAGAUAUGAGAAAUUCAAGUGUAAGCCCAAAUAUGUUAAAUGGUCAAUCAAGUUUGACUCAAUGUAAUACUCAACUUGAGUGUAAUGAACCUUCUACUUCAGCAUCCAUUGAUUUACCUGUAAAUAAUAUAUUCACUCAAUAUAAUAAUGGUAUUAAGGUGAUUUCAUCUCCUUCAAUGUCCACUGAUUUAAGUAGUAAUAGUCCAACAUUUUCAAGUCCAUCUCUGAGGGCAAUUAUUCCGAACGGUAAUCCUGCUUUGCUUGGCCAACAAAAUGUAGAGGUACUUGUGGUUCAGAAAGAUUCACAACUUUCGACAAUGAAAUCAAAUAGAAUAAAACAAGCACAUUGGAAGAGCCCUAAAAACUUGACAAUGUUUACACAAAGUACUAUGUUACAUGAAAAUGCUUGUCUUCCAGUUGCAGUAAAACGAGCAUUAAAACCUAAAUUGUCUCCACAGUCAUCCAAUGUUCAAAAAGCAGCAUACAAGACCGACUAGUACAAUUCUAUAACUGAAUAAAAUAAAUACAUUAAAUACACCCACCAAUAAUCAAAUAAACGCACCAUUACCUGAUGAUCACCUUUUUCGGGAAUCGAAUAAUUCAACAGUGUAACACUAUCCACGAGACCACGACGUAUAAAACAUACAUUAUAAUACACGACACUGACUAUCGUCUGUUUAUUUAUAGAUAUUUUAACUUUCUGGGGAAGUUUUGAUGAAUAGGUACGCCAUUUAUCAUGUAAACAUUGACAUUGUUAUAAAUACAUUUUUAUUACUGAUUAUCGAUCAAUAAACAAUAAUUAUCCAGGAUUCUCGGUGUUAUGGCUUCAAUUACGCAAUAAACCGAUUGCACCCAAUUAAAAACUCGAAAGACCCAUGUUGACAUUACCAGAAGGUAUUUAAAAAAAAUCGAUAGGACCCUUAGGAACGAGAAAAUGUGGCGUGAUCGAUCUCAAGUAGAUAUAUUAAUAUAUUCAACUAACCUAAACAACUAUUUUUCAUCCAUUUUU
Metopolophium dirhodum (rose-grain aphid) is the source of this 3625-nucleotide messenger RNA. Its product is annotated as rhoGEF domain-containing protein gxcJ-like. The record is from RefSeq and is a predicted model, not a curated record. The coding region runs from base 102 to 3113 and encodes 1003 amino acids. Lineage: Eukaryota; Metazoa; Arthropoda; Insecta; Hemiptera; Aphididae. The transcript is spliced from 10 exons.